GUACGACCACAAACUUUCUCCUCUCUUUCUCUCUCUUACGCAGCAGAGAAGACGAUCGAUCCAACUAGCUAGCAAGAAAGCUCCAUAGAAUAGAAGAGAAGAAGAUCCAGAGGAGGAAGGAAUAUCUGAUCCUGUAGCUAGCUUUAAGUGUGAAUCCGAAGUUAGAGAGAGAAAUGAACAUCGACGGUAGGAGAAUUUCAGGUGGAGGUAUCGUUGCUGCUGCGAAGCCGCCUAUCUCCGAAGAUCAGAAACCUUCAUUUGUGUCUCCGCCGUCACUCAAGAAAGUCAUCAUCAAGAGCGCUGAUAUGAAAGAAGAGGUGCAGAAAGAGGCCAUCGACAUUGCAGUCGCGGCUUUCGAGAAGCACGCUGUCGAGAAGGAUGUCGCCGAGCAAAUUAAGAAGGACUUCGACCGGAGGUAUGGCCCAACUUGGCAUUGUAUCGUCGGCAAAAAUUUCGGUUCUUAUGUGACACACGAGACAAAUCACUUUGUGUACUUCUAUUUGGACUCAAAAGCCAUACUUCUAUUCAAAUCUGGCUGACCGAAUGAGAUUUGAUGACAUUUACAAUCUGGAAUGUGUAUGUAAUAACAAACCUCUUCUUUUGUUUGCUUUUAUGUCAUAAUGGUAGAGUAUUUUGUUUAUUAAUGGUUUGUUUGACCUGUUGCUAGACUUACUUAAGUUUCAAUCUUGCUGCUAAGCUUCUUCCAUUCUUGAUUUCUGAUCAUGUCUAUAUUGGUGUACCUGUUUUCUGGGUCUUUUUUUUAUGUCUGAUGAUGAUAUGCAUAAUGCAUUUGAGCUUC
This is a messenger RNA of Impatiens glandulifera, 799 nucleotides long. Its product is annotated as dynein light chain 1, cytoplasmic-like. Gene Ontology annotation, cellular component: dynein complex. Gene Ontology annotation, biological process: microtubule-based process. The record is from RefSeq and is a predicted model, not a curated record. Gene Ontology annotation, molecular function: dynein light intermediate chain binding; dynein intermediate chain binding. Lineage: Eukaryota; Viridiplantae; Streptophyta; Magnoliopsida; Ericales; Balsaminaceae. The transcript is spliced from 3 exons. Bases 174 to 539 code for a protein of 121 amino acids.